Messenger RNA from Podarcis lilfordi (Lilford's wall lizard), 12187 nucleotides. The record is from the annotation of a GenBank genome assembly. NCBI's taxonomy places the organism in Eukaryota, Metazoa, Chordata, Lepidosauria, Squamata, Lacertidae.
CCCCCGUGACUUUGGAGGGAAAGUUGGUGACAAAGAGAAAGAGAUAGUUGGAGGAGGAGGAGGAGGAGGCUGGUGACCCCAGUGACCUUGCGUGUUCCCUUUGAAGCAGGGAGGCUGGGCUGAGCAAACAGGAUCCCUGGCACAACCCCCGGGGUCCCAUCAGAGGAGGACAGCCACCCGCCUGCCCAGCCACUCGCCAUGAAGCUCCUCAGCCUGGUCUUGCUGCUGGGCUGCCUGUGGGGGAGCUUUGCUGCCGAGGGUGAGUACCAUGACCCCCCCAAUAACUCCCUCCCCCCCCCCAUUUGAGCUCUUGACUGCAAGAGAACUUGCAACCAGCCUAGGUGCGUCUCCAUGAUAAAACUGUUCAGAGCGGGAGGGAGCGUUAGCUUUUGGAACUCCCCGCCGCAAGGGGCUGCCAAGUCCAUCUGUUGGGGAAGCUUUGGAAGCGGGGUGCCUUUCAACAGAGUUUUACUCAGAGUUGGUGAGGUCAGUGGCCCUAUCUGAGUCACGUUCAUUUAAUGUUCAGAGUUUCUACUCUGAAUAAAACUUCUUUGAGUGCCCCCCCCCAUGAGUUUCAGGGACAUUUUGUGUGCGCGCACACACACACGGAUGAUACUGGGGACAAUCAGAAUGAGAAAGGACAAAAGAAAAAACAGAAAGAUUGAUUAAAUUCCUCCUGUUAGGCAAUAAUGUGGUUUUCAGGGGGGGGGGGCAGGGGCAGGUUGAAUUGCAUUGGGAAAUGUCAAAAUUGCAUCAAAAAGUUUCCUGAAUAUGGUCCCUGGGACUCGCCACAGCCCUCACCGGCCCUGCCCCCCCCCCGUGAGGGUCUUUGCCCAGCUGGGAAUCUGUCCUUGAACCCUGAUCCUGCCUCUUAGUUUCCCUGGAUGGAGGAUAAGGGAGGAGGGGUGUUUGUGCAGAAACCAGCCCACAGCGCAGAGCCUGUCUUGCACCACCCGCUUUCACUGAGGACCCCUCCCACCACCGUCACGUGGCCCCUGGAAAGUGAAGUAGAAGGGACUGCAGCCCUCAGGCCUGAAAGGGAUUCUCCUCCCUGUCCUUGCCCUAGGAAGCAAUCUAAUUUUGCAAUUUUAUUUCACGUGCGCUUAGCAGACAUUCAGAUUGCUUGAUAUCUGCUUGCAAUUGGCAUCUGUUUGUUGCCAGAAGUGAAUGGAGAAUUUCCCCUUGAAGAAUGAAGCGCAGGAAGGAUGGUGGAUUUCAGCCCCACUUCUCUGCCAUUAAAGGAAUAGAGAAAGGGAGAGGGUCUACAUUGCAGGGGGGUGGACUAGAUGACUCUGGGUGUACCUCCCAGCUCUACAAUUCUGUGAUUCUAUCCUUGAUACCGCGGCCUCCGUGGUGUCACUUUCUCACUCAAUACCAGAUGGCUCUUCCAAACCCUUCCAUCCACCGGAUGAAACUUGCUUUGGUUUUAAUCUACAGCAAUUCUUACCCACGGCUUGCAAGCCAAACGCAGCUCACCAACCGGCCCAGAAAGCAAGAGAUGGAGUUGGUUCCCUCUCCCUUCUCCCCAGAGCGAGCCUGAAUUGGCACAUAUUAACCACAGAGCCUAGGACUUGCCAAUCAGAAGGUCGGCUGUUCGAAUCCCCGUGACGGGGUGAGCUCCCGUUGCUCGGUCCCUGCUCCUGCCAACCUAGCAGUUCGAAAGCACGUCAAAGUGCAAGUAAAUAAAUACCGUAUUUUUCGCCCUAUAGGACGCACUUUUUCCCCUCCAAAAAUGAAGGGGAAAUGUGUGUGCGUCCUAUGGGGCGAAUGCAGGCUUUCCCGGGCUUCCUGCAGCUCUGCGCCACCCUCCGAACCCCGGCGCGAAGCCGCGCAUGGCUCCGGAGGGUGGCGUGGAGCUGCCUGCGCUCCAGGGCUUCCUGCAGCUCCGUGCCACCCUCCGGAUCCCGGCACGAAGCCGCGCGGGGCUCCGGAGAGUAGCACAGAGCUGCCUGCAUUCCAAAGCCUGGUGCGCGCUGAAGAGCGCGCCCGGGCUUCGCGCACCUCUCCACAAGCCUGGGGAGACCGGCUUGGUUCCCUAGGCUUGCGGAUAGCAGGCUGUUCUGGGGGCUGGGGUCGGGGGAAGCUCGGGCUUCCCCCGCGCCUGCUCCGUGCCUGGGGAGGGAAAAUUGUUUUUUUCUUUAUUUCCCCCCCCAAAAAAAAUUAGGUGCGUCCUAUGGGGCGGUGCGUCCUAUGGGGCGAAAAAUACAGUAGGUACCACUCCGGCAGGAAGGUAAACGGCGUUCCCGUGUGCUGCUCUGGUUUGCCUGAAGCAGCUUAGUCAUGCUGGCCACAUGACCCGGAAGCUGUACGCCGGCUCCUGAACACCGCAACCCCAGAGUUGUCCACGACUAGACCUAAUGGUCAGGGGUCCCUUUACCUUUACCUAAUUCACGCAGUGCCUAUCCUGUGCAAAUGGCAGUCACAGUGGAGUUGCUAUGUGGCGCCCCCUGGUGCCAGCCCUGACCGGGGACAAACGGACCACCUGCCUUGGUCUUUGGAAUGUAAGAACCUAGGAAAAGCCUGCAGGAUCAGGCCGGGGGCCACCGGAUCCAGCAUCCUGUACUCACAGGGGCCACCCAAGAAACCCAUAGGAAACCCAGAAGCAGGAUUCGAGCCCAAGAGCAGCUCUCCCCUCCUGCAGUUUCCAGAAAUUGUGGAGGCAGAGCAAAACCAUCAUAGCUUGGAGCCAUCCACAGCAUUCUCCAGGAAUGUGUCCAAUCCUCUUUUCAUAGAAUCAGAGAAUUGUAGAGAUAGAAGGGACCCCAUAGGGUCAUCUAGUCCAACCCCCUGCAAUGCAGGAAUCUCAGCUAAAGCAUCCCUGACAGAGGGCCACCCAAACUCUGCUUAAAAACCUCCAAGGAAGGAGCGUCCACCACCUUCAGAGGGAGUCCGCCCCACUGCCGAGUGGCUCUUACCGUCAGGACACUUUAAACCCAUCCAGGUUGGUGUCCAUUACUGACUGCUUCCUGUGGGAGGGAGUUCCAUAGGUCCCCCCCCCCCAGUUUUAUUUGUUUAUUAAAGUUCUUAUGUUACAUCGGUAAACAUUAUCAUAUUACAUCACAAGUCUUAUUAUACUGUAAUUUUCAGCAUGUAUACAAAGUUUAUAUACUUAAAGGAAAACAAAACAAAAGGACAAAAAACUAUUCCAAAAUCAUAUAUAUACCAACACUUUGGACUUCCUGUCUAUCCCGUUAUAUAUUCCUUUUUUUACAAAUGAAUGUACUCUUAUUAUUGUGUAUUUCUUUACAUUUUAUCUAAAACAUUCCUAUAUCAAUAUGUACCUGGGAGGGAGUUCCAUAGUUUAACUCUUAACUCUUCCCAUUACUCCUUGCUGUUUUGCUGGUUUUCUUUCUUUCUUUUCUUUUUAAUUUUUUUUAAAUUAACAAUUUCAACAUAACAAAAUAUCAGAACAUCUCAUAUUCAUUAUUUUCCUCCCUCCCCCCCACCUCCCCAUCAAACCCCCCUCCCUCCCCCUCAAGACUUCCCUCAGCUCCUCUCUCUGAUUUCUCAACUCAUAUUGUUCUCUGCAUACUGUAAAAUUGUAUAAAUCCUUAUAUUAUCUAUCUACUAUGUUAACAAUCAAUAAAUUUGUAUAUUCAAAACCUGCCAAAAGUUCCCAUUCUUCUUUGAAGUCACAGUUGUCCUUCUCUCGCAAUUUGUAUAUCAGUUUAGCCAGUUCUGCGUAGUUCAUCCAUUUUUCUUGCCGCUGUUCUUUUGUCGGGGUUUCCUCCUUCUUCCGUCCUUGUUGAUGGUUCUCUUUCCCCCUGGCCAGAGACCUGCGAAGGGCGCUGCAAUGAUGGCUUCAACAAGGAGAGGAAAUGCCAGUGUGACGAUCUCUGCAUGUACUACCAGAGCUGCUGCAGUGACUACUGGACUGCCUGCAAAUCCAAAGGUAUCGUCAGCAUAAGUAUACUUUUCCUAAAAGACCAGAGACACUUUUGCUAGGUCUGGUGGGAAAAGAAAUUAAAAUAAAAGAUCAGAACUUGUUCAUGUAUGCCACAGCCGCCGCAAGAACUUUACUGGCCCAAAGAUGGAAAGCACAAGAUUUGCCAACCAUCCAAGGGGUGGCAGGUGAAGAUGAUAGAUUUUGCGGAACUUGCCAAAUUGACAGGAAGGAUCCGGGACCAAGAGGACCAGAGAUACAAUAACAAUUGGAAUAAAUUUAUUGAAUAUAUAAAGGAGAACAACAAAAAUAUUAAGACACUAGCAGGACUGGAAUAACACCUCCAAUGUAAAACAGUAAAGUUAUGACAAUAAUAUAUGCAAAAAGUAUGUGAUGUAUAAACCAGCGGUUGGGAGGGAGGGAAGUCAGGAUUCGGCAGAGUCAAAGGGAUUAUAAUGUGACAAUAAGGAUUGUUGGAAAAAGAAUUACAUGUUGAAAACAAUAAAAAUUUAUUUUAAAAAAACCACAAAGGUAUCGUCAGCAGCUCAGGGGCACGGGACACCUGCUCUGCAUGCAGAAGGCCCCAGAUUCAGCCCCUGGCUGCAUCUCUCCCAAAAUCCUGGAGAGCUUCUGCCAAACAGUGGAGACAACACUCAGCUAGAGGGACCACGAGUCUGACUUGGAAUAAGACGCAUUCCUCUGUCCCUGCUGUUUGUUAACCACUGCUGGGAAUUGUAGCUUCCCGAGGCAUAAGCUACAGUUCCCAGGAUUCCCUGAGGGGAAGCUGUGCCCUUUAAAUGAGCAAACGCCCCUUGUAACAAAAGCACAUUUGCACAGGAGACAGGAGAUUGUGGGAAGGGUGCUGGGAAAUGUUUUGCAAGGGGUGAACUAUAGUUCCCAGGAUCUUCUGAGAGGAAGUCAUGGAGAGUGCCCUCCCCAUCCGUUUGCCAACGUUCACCUGGCGUCUCUCCUUUUCCCCCGACCUCAGUGACCCGCGGAGACGUUUUCACGCAGCCGGAAGACGACUACCAGGAUUACUACGACCUCCCCAACGCCACAACCCCCGAGCCCACGCCCACCACCGGAGCCCCCGAGUCAACCGCGUGGUUUGAGUACUCCGAUGUGUGGACGGGGGUGGAGGACUGGGGUGUGGUCAAGCCCACCAAAGAAGCCCCCUUGCCCGAGACAGAGGCCCCGACCGACGCCCCGGAAGAGGAGGAGGCCUGCAACGGGGCUCCUUUUGACGCCUUCACCAGCCUGAAGAACGGCUCAAUCUACGCUUUCCGGGGUACAGUCUGGGUCAGGGGGGCGGGGAGCUGACCCCAGCACCCACAAUCCAGACGUGGCUCUGAGGGGCAGCCAUUUAUCUUUUAUUUUUAUAAUUAGCCGACUUUAUUGCAAGGAGCACAACAAUUAUGCACAGGCACAUAAAUCAUUGCCGCACAAUAAAAGAGGGAAAACACGGGGGAAACUGAGUUCCAAAGUGCAGAACAAGGUACACCUUUAAAGGAGAGGUUUUUUAUUUAAAUUUCAAAAGCCCAUUUAUUUUUUAGAUAGCAAAUAAUAAUAAUAAUAAUAAUAAUAAUUUGAUUAUUUAUACCCCACCCAUCUGGCUGGGUGACCCCAAAUUAUGUGUACAUGUGUGAUCUUUUAAAACAUGCAGAUCAUUACAUUAAAACAUCACAGCACCAUCCAUUUCCUUAAAAACAGUGACUUCUCCAAAGCCUGUAGGAACAAGGAGGUCUCCAUGUGCCGGUAGGAGAACAGCAAGGAGGGAGCCCGUCUGGCUUCUCCAGGGAGGGAGUUCCAAAGUUAGGGAUUCUGGGAACAAAUUUUAACCUUCCUCCGCCUGUCUCUUCCUCUCCCUCCCUGAUCCAGGAAAGUAUUUCUACGAGCUGGACGAGAAGAGCGUGAGGCCGGGGUACCCCAAGCUCAUCAAGGAAGUGUGGGGCAUUGAGGGGCCCAUCGAUGCCGCCUUCACCCGCGUCAACUGCGAGGGCAAGACCUACAUCUUCCAGGUGAGAGGCUCACACACCCCAGUUCCCCUCCUGGCCCCCUGGCCCAGCCUUUGCCAAACCUGGUGCCUUGCAGAUGUUUCAAACUACAACUCCCACCAUCCUCCCUUACCAUAAGGGUGACGUGCUUUUGAACUGCUAGGUUGGCAGGAAUUGAGAUUAUUAGAGCAAGUUAAAUAAAAAAGAAUAGAAUUGUAUAUUGUAAACCACCCUGUGGUCUCCUGAAGAACUGUGGCAUAUAGAUUUAAAUCAUAAUCAUUAAUAAUUGCGCAGAAGUGAACAUCACAGUACGCAAAAAUUCAUAUCUCAGUAGUGGGGAACUUACAAAAAUGUGUUAUAUUUGGGGGAAAUGGCUUUGCAGAGAUGGGCCUCUCAGUCCAAACUCCAUGUUGAAAGGUGUAGAGUGGAAGAAAAUCGCCCUUAAACGCUGAUGACUUUUCAUGAUGAUUUCUCCCCACCACCACACCAAAAAAAAAACUGAUUUGGAAAUGCAGAGAACUUAAUGUAAGCUUGGAAAGUAAGUGGGGCCUCAGCCCUUUUCCUAUCCAGCUCUAAACGAGGGAUAACCCCAGACAGCUUUUAGGCCUCUGGAGGGUCCCAGCUCAGAGAAGGGGGCUGUCAGCUCCGGCACCUCUUGAUUUUUCUGAACCUGGUUGUGGAUCAGGCAGGGGCGUCUUGCCCAUAGAGGCAAGUGGCGUGGAGUGCCAGGGCGCCAGGUUCUGGAGAGCGCCAGGGAAGAGGCGGGGGUGGGCACAGCAUGGCACCUCCUGGCAUCAGCUCGCCGCCCUUUCCUGCCUCACUGAAGCAGCACUGCGCCCAGGGCCUCUGCCUCCUCCCCACCAGAGGAGCCGCCCUCCAGCCGCUGCCCGCCUCCUCCAGCCCUGCAAAGCUGCCGGCAGUGCCGUAAAAAGGUUGGCAACUCUGGGAAACGGGGUGUGUGUGUGCCAGAGGGAUCUUUGCACCAUGGCGCCGGAUAUACUUAAGAUGGCCCUGGGUUCAGGCAGCCCCCCACCUCAGCUGACGUGCAUCCCUGACCCCCGCCUGCCCAUGGCUUCCUCUCUCCUCCAGGGCAGCCUGUAUUGGCGCUUUGCUGACGGAGUCCUGGAGCCGGAUUUCCCCCGUAACAUCUCGGACGGGUUCAAGGGCAUCCCCGACGACCUGGACGCUGCCUUUGCCCUGCCUGCCCAGAGCUACUUCUCCAGCGAGAGGGUCUACUUCUUCCAAGGUGAGGCUGGGGGUGCGGUCCCUAAACACUACGGAGUUUAUGCUGCCUUUGAAGCGAGCUUAAGACGCAUUUCCCCCAACCCCAAAGAAUCUUGGGAAGUGUAGUUUAGAGGAAAGGCAACUGAGAGGUGACACAGAACUACAUUUCCCAGAAUCCUUAACAAACGAGAGUAAGAAAUAUAAGAAGAGGCUGCUGGAUCAAGCCAGUUGGCUAUCUAGUCUAACGUCCUGUUCUCACAGUGGCCAGCCAGGUGACCCCAUGGCAAACCCUCGAGCAGGAUCCGAGCCCAAGAGCCCUCUCACCUCCUGGGGUUUCUAGCAACUGCUGUUCAGAACCAUGGCUGCCUCCAAUGGCAGUGUAGUGUAGUGGUUAAGAGCGGUGGACUCAUAAUCUGGUGAACCGGGUUCGAUUCCCCGCUCCUCCACAUGCAGCUGCUGGGUGACCUUGGGCCAGUCACACUUCUCUGAAGUCUCUCAGCCCCACUCACCUCACAGAGUGUUUGUUGUUGGGGGAGGAAGGAAAAGGAGAAUGUUAGCCGCUUUGAGACUCCUGAAGGGGAGUGAUAAAGCGAGAUAUCAAAUCCAAACUCAGAGGCAGAGCAGAGCCAUCCUGGCUAGGAGCCACUGGAAGCCCUCUCCUCCUCCAUGGAUUUGCUUAAUAAUGACUGACAGCCGUCUGUCUCGGGAGACAAUGGAGGAGUGUGUCUUUGGGGGCGAGGUCAAGCGGUUGGAUAGUUGCAGUGCCUGCUGUGACUAUAAAGACUGAUACAGGAAAGACGUGUUUUGUUGCAGCUGGGGCAGAGGAAAGCAUCCGGUUGUGCUGCUGCAGAUGCACCAAGGAGUUUCUUCUCUCUGGGCUCCUCCCAGCGGUCAUUCCUCCUCUGGUCACUGCUGUGGAUGCACAACCUGACUGCCUGUCUUCUCCUCCUCCAUGCAUUGGUCUACUCCUCUUACAAAGCCAUCUAGUUGGCCAUCACCAUCUCCUGUGGGAGGGAGUUCCACAGUUUAACCCACAAGCAGGAUUCGAGCAUAAGUUCUGUUUCCAGCAAGUAUUGCUGCCUCUGAGCCAGGAGGCAAAGUAGGACUACUGUGUCUAGGAGCCAUCAGUAGCUUUCCCCUCCAUUUGUUCAAUACUCCUCUACAGCCAUCCGCAAUGGUGGUGAUCACUGGCUCCUGUUGCAGGGAGUUCCAGAGUUUAACACUGCACAGCAUGAAGAAGGACUUUAUUUUCUCUGCCCUGAAUCUUCUAACAUUCAGCUUCGCCCACGAGUUCUAGCGUUAGGAGACAGGGAGAAAAACUUUUCUCCGUCCCCUUUCUCCAGGCUGACAUGGCCUAACGCGUCAUCUUUUCCUGACCUUCUCUAAACGGAAGAGCCUUUUCUUGGUUCCUUAUAAAUUUAAGUUUUGAACCGACCCCCCCUGCAACGGCAUGAUGGGAAGUUGGGGACCCCAUUGCAAGACCCUCGCUGCCAUUGAAGAAGAGUUCUGGGAAGAUUUGCACCAGGAACAAGGGAGGUUGGCAGUGGGAUCUGCCAUCCCUGUGGAUCCUGGCGCAGCCCUCUGUGAAAUCUGUUCUCCUUCUCCGUCUGCCUCCCCAGGGCGGAAGUACUGGUCCUACGACUUCUCCAAGCAGCCGACGCGGGAGGACUGUGAGGCCACGUCCCCCUCGCUGGUCUUCGACCACUACGCCGUGCUCAAGGGAGACAGCUGGGAGGAUAUCUUCCAAGCGCUUUUCGGGGGCUCGCGGCGCAGUGAGUAGGGCAACAGCGGGAGGGUGUGGGGUGUCCGGGCUGAGCCCCUCUCUCCGCAGGGACCCACAGCUGGGCCGCACCCUGCUGAGCUGGCCCGAUGUGCUCGCUGGGGGCAAGAGAGGAUGGGACUCCUGCCCUGCUCAUACAUUUGGGGAGGGAUUUGGGGAGGGAUGUGGCUCAGUGGCAGAGCACCUGCUUGGCAUGCAGAAGGUUCCAGCAUCACCAGGUAGGGCUGAGAAGGUCUCCUUGCCUGAAACCCCAGAGAGCUGCUGCCAGUCAGUGUUGAAAACGCUGAGCAAGAUGGUCUAGGGCACCUUCCAAUUUUAACCAGUGGUUGAUGCCAUCCCAUGAGGACUGGAAUCUUACUAUAUUUUUUAAGGGAAGGGGCUCAGCUCAGUCAAAAGUCAGAAGAAGCCCCCAUUUCCUCUGCACACAUUCCAGCUUGACAAUAUCCUCCUUAAACUGGGGUGUACAGAGCUGGACAUGGGAGUCCAGGUGGAUCUGACCAAGGCAGAAUACAGCAGUAAUUUCACUUCCCUUGAUCUGGACGCUAGACUUCUGCAGAUGCUGCCUAGGAUUGCAUGAGCCUUUUCUGCUGCUGCAACACGCUGUUGGCUCAGUGUGCAGUUAAGCUAGGGAACUUGCUGCCGCAACAAGUCUCCCUUUUUCCAGGCCAAACAUAUCCAGCUGCCUUAACCCUUCCUCGUAAGGCUUGGUUGCCAGUCCCACAAUUGACUUGGUCACCCUCCUCUGCCCAUGUACAGAGACCCAAGGCUAUGGGGAUGGCCUGAGGAAAGCCUGGCCUUGCUGCUGCCCAGCUCUUCUGACGUCCCCCUCUCCAUUUCCAGGUGGGGCCAGCAGGGCCCGUUUCAUCAGCCGCGACUGGAAAGGGGUGCCCAGCGGCCUGGACGCUGUGAUGCUCGGCCGGAUCUACGUGGCACAGAGCCCUGCCCAGCGCCGCCCAGCAAGGAAGUCAUCACGCCGGCACCGCAGGAAGUACCGCCAGCGCCAGCGCUGGGGACGCUGGAAUGCGUGGGACUGGCAAGGCGAACCCAGCUCAGAGUCCUCGGACCUGGACUGGCUGCUGGGCGGGACCACCCCGUGCCAGCCCUUCCAGAGCGUCUACUUCUUCGUUGGCAGUAAGUACAUGGCAUGGAGGAAGGGGCGUGGCUGUUGCUGGUGAGGGGGGAAAUAGACACAAAAAGAGAACUCCCUGGAUGCCAAGAUCCAGGUUUGGGGCAAGCACAUUUUAGGGAGAGAACCCCAGUCCAGUUUUGAAAUUGCAGAAUAUGCAGCAAGGCAAAGCUUAGAAACAUAGGCAGUUAGAACUUUAAAAACUUGUGGGUUCACAAGUUAAAAAUGGUUUACUUGUUGUUGUCGUUUAGUCGUGUCCGACUCUUCCUGACCCCCUGGACCAGAGCACGCCAGGCACUUCUGUCUUCCACUGCCUCCCGCAGUUUGGUCAAACUCAUGCUGGUAGCUUCGAGAACACUGUCCCACUAUCUCGUCCUCUGUCGUCCCCUUCUCCCUGUGCCCUCCAUCUUUCCCAACAUCAGGGUCUUUUCCAAGGAGUCUUCUCUUCUCAGGAGGUGGCCAAAGUAUUGGAGCCUCAGCUUCAGGAUCUGUCCUUCCAGUGAGCACUCAGGGCUGAUUUCCUUCAGAAUAGAGAGGUUUGAUCUUCUUGUAGUUUGUGGGACUCUCAAGAGUCUCCUCCAGCACCAGAAUUCAAAAGCCAUCCAUUCUUCGGCGAACAGCCUUCUUUAUGGUCCAGCUCUCACUUCCAUACAUCACUACUGGGAAAACCAUAGCUUUAACUAUACAGACCUUUGUCGGCAAGGUGAUGUCUCUGCUUUUUUAAGAUGCUGUCUAGGUUUGUCAUUGCUUUUCUCCCAAGAAGUAGGCAUCUUUUAAUUUCGUGACUGCUGUCACCAUCUGCAGUCAUCAUGGAACCCAAGAAAGUAAAAUCUCCCACUGCCUCCAUUUCUUCCCCUUCUAUUUGUCAGGAGGUGAUGGGCCCAGUGGCCAUGAUCUUAGUUUUUUUGAUGUUGAGCUUCAGACCAUAUUUUGCACUCUCCUCUUUCACCCUCAUUAAAAGGUUCUUUAAUUCCUCCUCACUUUCUGCCUUCGAGGUUGUGUCAUCUUCAUAUCUGAGGUUGUUGAUAUUUCUUCCGGCAAUCUUAAUUCCGGUUUGGGGUUCAUCCAGUCCAGCCUUUCGCAUGAUGAAUUCUGCAUAUAAGUUAAAUAAGCAGGGAGACAAUAUACAGCCUUGUAGUACUCCUUUCCCAAUUUUGAACCAAUUCAUGUGCUUUUCCAUUUAGUGUGCAGGGAAAAAAAUGCACAGGCAGUAAAAUUUGGCUUAGGUACAAAGUGGCAAAAGUUUCUAGAAUUGGUAUAGGAACUCAAGAGUGGCUUGUAAGAGUCAUGUGGUUUGCAACUCAGACCUCACACCUUGAGCUUCUCUGGUAGACUAAGGGAACAAAGGUUUAAUGACCUAGUCCCUCCCAAGGUGAGCUAAGCCUGGCAGGACAGCUUACUCUAUGGUCUUAACCCCGUCAUGCAUUCAUUAGGCUUAAGAAUGCUGGUUAUCCCACAGUAGCUCAGUGGCAGAGCAUCUGCUUGGCAUGCAGAACGUCCCAGCCUCAAUCCUCAGUGGCAUCUCCAGGUAGCGAUGACGAGGAUUAUGGGACACUUGUAACACUGCCAGGUCCACUGAUCGAAUAGCUGGGCUAAGGCGAUCUCAAAUUUAUCAGAUUAGCAUUUCAAAAAUUAUAAUAAAGCCUAUUGAAAUGCAGCCGCCCUUCGGCAUUCACCGACAUCCAGAUUUUGGGCUGCAGUUCUCCAGCCGACUGUUGGGUACAGAAAUGAAUAUAUUAGAGGACAGUGUGCAUUACUAUUCAAAGGUAAGUGGAAAAAACGCCAACGAAAAAUGCUUUCUGUUAGGAAAAAAAGGUGCACAUGUGGUCAAAACAGAAGCGAUCUGCGCCUAGUGAACUUUGAUGAGGAUAUUUUUAAAAAACCUCAAAUUGCUGCAGAAAUCCAGAGAGCUGGAUUUAAGGCUGGAGGAGUGAGAAGCCAAAUUAACAUGAUUUCUUCCUCCCUUUCUGUACCUCCCUCCUUCCCUCCCUCUCAGACAAGUACUACCGCCUGAACCUGAACACUCGACGUGUGGAUUUCGUCUACCCCAGGUACCCGCGCCCCAUCUCCAAGUACUGGCUGGGGUGCCCGUCCGAUGAGGAUCUUGCCUGAGCCCAGCCAGAAAGCCCUCCACACUGUCGACAGCGGCCAAAUAAAGCCCUGAGUUCCAAAGACCGUAC